UAGCUCAGAUAACGAAUCGAAAAGGGCGAAUUUAGUACUCACAGCCUUUUGAGAUGGUGAGGUAGAACAAUUCAAGUGCUGGGAACAUCCGAUGCGAAGUGUCCACUUUAUCCUUCGCCACAGAGCCGCAUUCAGUAACGCAAUACAAGUCCUCAGCUUCAUACAAUUGACAAAUACUUUUACGACAUGCUUGGGAAGGCUGGCCCCCAUGUUCUGGCGUCCUUCAGCUCGGCGCGGGAGAGAGGGGAAACCCCAAUAUUCGGCAACGUGCAGGACAGAUGCAUAUCUACAUAGGACCCCGCCUGUUCUAGAAGCGCCGAACCUGGAGAUUGGCGAUCGCCCGCCUCGGGUCCUUUUGGGCGACGUUUCAGCUCUUGGCCAUUAGCCGCCCUGUGUAUUGGGUGGCGUGUUGGGCCGAGCCGUCGACAGGCCAGAGAACCUUCCAGUGCUUGACAGCUUCUAGACGAAUGCGGUAAACGGAAAAUACUUGC
Molecule: messenger RNA, 491 nt
Organism: Trematosphaeria pertusa
Lineage: Eukaryota; Fungi; Ascomycota; Dothideomycetes; Pleosporales; Trematosphaeriaceae
Exons: 1
Coding region: 92-385 (97 amino acids)
Source: RefSeq, a predicted model, not a curated record